AUGCCAAAGCUAAAAAUUAGUCCGGAAGAAGUACCAUUUCGUGCCGUGUUCUUUCUAGAGGCGAUUCAAUGGGCCGUCGGCGCGUUUGUUUAUAAUGAAGAAUAUGAAAUAGAAUAUUCGACCAUUGUGCUAGUUCCAUUCGUACUGGGAUGUGCCGUGAUGUCGUUGAUUGAUUCAACUCUAAAUGGAACGCUGUAUCAUGGUGUGCUCUUCUUCAGCGCCAACUUUUCCGUGGCAAUGCUAAUUACAGUCAUUUGGCAGAUUCUCGGCAUUUAUCACGGCUUCACGGAGAUAUUAAUUCCAAUGGUCACUGUCACCUCUGUUGCCGAGGUCAUUAUAAUACUGACUAUCGCGGAUUCAUGGAGGAAAGGUGAAUGGAAAUUACACGAUAAAUCACCAAAAGUGAAAUCUCAUCCAAAGAUGGACGAAUUCUUUGAUCAUUUGACGAGCAUGUUUUAUAGCAUUGUCAACUUGUAUGGUCCGUUGACAGCGACCAAUGUUAUUAUAAGCAUAGCAAGAGGAGAUUGGUUAACUUUCGUGUUUGAUCUUGGUACAUUUACGCUAUCAACAAUAACGAUGAGACUGAUGACUAUUGGGGUCCGCCUUCAAUCGAACAUACUUAUGAAUUUAUCCUAUGCGUUAAGUUUGAUUUUGAUGGUAUCACUACCGUUUCGCGUUCUUGGAGAUACGAUUAGUCCGGAUAAAUUGUUUUCUGUAAUUAUUCUUGGAAUGACGGUAUAUUCUGGUUUUGUUGGACGGCAGUGCCAGACGUUGUUUGACAAGAAUCUAAAGAUAAAUUAG
Paraglomus occultum is the source of this 801-nucleotide messenger RNA. The record is from the annotation of a GenBank genome assembly. NCBI's taxonomy places the organism in Eukaryota, Fungi, Glomeromycota, Glomeromycetes, Paraglomerales, Paraglomeraceae.